CUUCGCGGGUGUCUGCUAGAUUACUGACCGGGCACUUUCGCUCUCAUGCUGGAUUGAGGUACGAGAUUCCUCCACGCUAGCGCACACGGUAGGAUGGGCCAAAUCACUGCAACUGUAUAAAAAGGGCCUUUGGACGGAGAGAGGCAGUGUGUCAUCCACGAACAGCAUCGUCUCAUCCACAGACAGCAUCGCAAAAUAAGAAAAAACAACCCCGCGGAGUUAUCAUGAGUCGAAGCCCAGAAAGGAUGUCCUCCUACCGUCGCCACUUCGAGGGCGCUCUAUCUGCCUCUUCCUCUCUCCAGGUGCGCGUGUCUAGCCCGUCUCCAACGCGCCGGGACAACCGUACUCGCUCCGCCAGCUUCAACCGCAGCGGCACCAUGGGACGGAGAGCGGUGUCCGGCUCCCGCCGAGCCCACAUGACCGGUGGUGCCAGCAUGGGUACACUUUGUGUUGGCAUGGGACUUAUGGAUCUGGAUACCGCGGUUGCUGAUAACCAGGCCUUCCUGAGCACCCGCACCAGCGAGAGGCAGGAGAUGAUCACCCUCAAUGACCGUCUGGCUAAAUAUAUUGAGAAGGUGCGCACCCUGGAGUCCCAGAACAAGCUGCUGGAGGCAGAGAUCGACGCUCUGCAGAACCGCUACACCAAGCCCUCAGGCCUGCGCAUGCUGUACGAGGAGCAGCUCCGUGAGAUGAAGAGGGUGGCCGACCAGAUGAGGGCUCAGAGGGAUCUAUCUUUUGCUGCUAAGGAUGCCAUGGCUGGUCAGUUGGAGAUGUUUAGGGUCAAGUACGAAGAGGCUGUGGAGGCCAGGAAGAAGGCUGAGAUGGAUAUUGAAGCAUUCCGUCCGGAUGUUGAUGCUGCGACAGCUGGCCGCAUUGCCCUGGAGAAACAGCUGGACAACCUGCAGCGUGACCUGGAGUUCAUACAGAGGGUCCACAAGCAGGAAAUCGAAGAGCUGAUGGCUCAGAUCUACAGUGGCAUGUCUACAGUGGACGUGGCGUAUUCACUGCCUGACCUAGGGUCUGCGCUCAAGGACAUCCAAGCACAGUACGACAGCAUCGCUGCCAAGAACCUACAGGAAAUGGACGCUUGGUACAAGGACAAAUUCCAGGACAUGAAUAGUUCGACAUCGAGGCAUGUGCAAUCAGUGCGGGGCGUGAGACAGGAGAUCACAGGGGUUAAGAAAGAUAUUCAGAACAAGGAGCGUGAACUAGAGGCUUUGAAAACUAGAAAUGAGGCGCUGGAAGCUCAGAUCCGUGAGGCCCAGCUACGCCACAAGAAGGAGGAAGAGGACCUCCUUGCCAAAAUCGAGGCUCUGAAGCUGGAGCUGCGGUCCAUCAAGACCAAGAUUGCCACAAUGCUGAAAGAGUACCAGGACCUCCUCAACAUCAAGAUGGCCUUAGAAAUUGAGAUCACCACCUACAGGAAGUUGAUUGAAGGUGAGGACAGUCGUCUGAACACCAUGGUGCGUGGCAUGUCUCUCAUGAGCAGUGGCAUGAGUGGCAGUAUGGGUGCUGGCAUGGGUGGCAGUGGGAUGAGUGGUGGUGUCAUGAAUGGCAGUGCUAUGAGUGCAGCUAUGGGCACCAUGAGUGCCAGUGGUAAAAGUGCCAGUGCCAUGAGUGCUAGCAUGGGCGCUGGCAUGGGCACUAAUGUGGCGGGGGGCAUGGGGGCCAGUAUGAGUGCUGCCAUGAGCGCCUCAGCGGCCGGCUUCAGCUCCAACGGGGGCGGCUCUGCCAUGGAGAUGGCUUCCAAGACCAUGUCCUCGUCCAAUGGGAAGUCCACGAUGGUGUCCUCGUCCAAUGGGAUGUCUAAGACCGUGUCGUCCUCCGGUGGGUUGAUGUCGAUGUCAGCCAGCUCAGAGUUCUCCGAGGAGCAGGCGGUGGAGAUGACGGAGAGGAAGACCGUUCUGAUCAGAACAGUUAGGACUGAUGAGGACGUGCUACAGAGUGACACACAGGAACGCACCUUUAAAAUCUCCGGAGCAGCUGACGACCUGUAG
This is a messenger RNA of Clupea harengus (Atlantic herring), 1997 nucleotides long. RefSeq names its product desmin-like. NCBI's taxonomy places the organism in Eukaryota, Metazoa, Chordata, Actinopteri, Clupeiformes, Clupeidae. The record is from RefSeq and is a predicted model, not a curated record. Gene Ontology annotation, cellular component: intermediate filament; cytoplasm. Gene Ontology annotation, biological process: intermediate filament organization. Gene Ontology annotation, molecular function: structural constituent of cytoskeleton.